Messenger RNA from Penicilliopsis zonata CBS 506.65, 2172 nucleotides. RefSeq lists its product as hypothetical. The record is from RefSeq and is a predicted model, not a curated record. Lineage: Eukaryota; Fungi; Ascomycota; Eurotiomycetes; Eurotiales; Aspergillaceae. Gene Ontology annotation, biological process: transmembrane transport. The transcript has 3 exons. Gene Ontology annotation, molecular function: transmembrane transporter activity. The coding region runs from base 420 to 2096 and encodes 558 amino acids.
GGCUACUGAUCUCUUCUCUUCUUCUCUUGUCUUUGUUAUCUCUUUAUCUUCUUGUCUCCCUCUUCUUCCCCUGACUCCUUUGACUUAUUACCUUGUGUCUCUGCCAGCGUUCGGUAGAUCCUGUAUCCAACGAUCUGAUGUACUCUGUUAGUUAGAAUAAUCACACCAAAUCCACUGUUUACCAUACUCUCUUCCAGUUCUCUUGUUUCACCUCAUUAUGAUGUUUCACAAGCCGGUUCCGGCCUGUGUGUCCCUUGGUUCCUGGUGUGACGCAUCCCGGGGCCGGGCAGGCAAACUACAUCAUCUUCCUCUCUUCCUUUCUCUCUCCUCUUUCCAUCCUGACAGUCAGUGUGACCCAGGGAGUCUUGAGUAACCAGCCUUUCUCUCUCAUUCCCUCGUCACCAUCAUCGUUGCCAAUCAUGGAUACCUCUCGUGAAGAGCAGCUUCAGAUCGAGCACCAGAAUACCACCGACACCGACAUGGACAGAGUGAGCGACGCGGACGACAAGCCCGCCGAGGCGACUCCCGGGUCUGACCCGUCGACGCUCGAGGCGCAGAAGCAGUCGGUGACGGUGCAGUCGAGCGCGACGGCGCCGCACUCGGCCUUCAGCCGGGGCCAGAAGGUGUUCAUCGUGGCCAUGGUGACGUUGGCGUCCUUCUUCUCGCCGCUGUCUGGCCAGAUCUAUUACCCCGUCAUGCCGACCCUGGUGCGCACCUACCAUCUCACCACCGCGCUGGUCAACCUGACCAUCACCACGUACAUGAUCUUCCAGGGGCUCGCCCCGAGCUUCAUGGGCACGUUUGCUGAUUCCGGGGGCCGUCGUCCGGCGUAUAUCAUCGCCUUCACCAUCUACACCGCUGCAAAUGUCGGCCUCGCCCUGCAGGACAGCUACGCCGCCCUGCUGGUCCUGCGCUGCGUCCAGAGCGCAGGCAGCAGCGGCACCGUCUCCUUCGGCUACGGCGUCGUCGCAGACAUCGCCACCGCCGCAGAGCGAGGCUCGUACAUCGGUCCCAUGUCCGCAGGCGUCAUGGUCGCCCCGGCCCUGGGCCCCGUCAUCGGCGGCUUACUCGCGCGCUUUCUCGGUUGGCGCAGCGUCUUCUGGUUCCUCGUCAUCAUCUCCGGUGGCUACCUUGUUCUUUUCAUCGUCGCCGUGCCGGAAACCGCCCGCAAGAUCGUCGGCAAUGGCAGCGCGCCUCCGCAUGAAUGGUGGCGGAUGUCUGUCGUCCAGUACCUCCGACGUCGACGUUCUAAAAAUGAUGCCGCCGAGAACAUUAUAGGUGAGAACCACCACCACCACCACCACCAGCAUCAGCAGCAUCAGCAACGAAAACUGGCCUUCCCUAACCCGCUUGCCUCCUUCGCCAUCCUGCUCGAGCGUGACGCCCUCAUCAUCAUCUCCUAUGUCGGGCUGGUCAUGUUCUCCAACAUCGCCUUGUUGACCAGCACCCCGAACCUAUUCGGGACGCUCUACGGCUUUAACGAUCUACAGAUCGGCCUAUGUUUUAUCCCCCUCGGCGUUUCCGCCUGCGUGGCCGCCGUCUGCAACGGCCGACUCCUCGACUACAACUACCGCCGCACCGCAGCAAAACUGGGCCUCCCCGUCGACCGCAAACGAGGCGACGACCUGCGCCAUUUCCCCAUCGAACGCACCCGGCUGGCGACUUUCUUCCCCGUCAUGACUCUCGGCGUGGCGGCCUUCCUCCCCUACGGCUGGGUCCUGCAGCGGCACGCACCCCUCUACGCACCCCUCAUCCUCCAGUUUGUCAUUGGCUUCUGCUUCAUCGCGGGCCUCAACACGCUCAACACCCUCCUCGUCGAUCUGUUCCCUGAUAGACCUGCUACCGCCGCCGCGGCGUGUAACCUGUUCCGCUGUCUGCUUGGCGCCGUCGGCGCCGCCGUCAUCGAUUACAUGCUCCGUGAUAUGGGAUGGGGGUGGUGUUUCACUUUUCUGGGCUUGGUCAUGGCUCUCGCGCUGGGCUUGCUUGUCCUUGAGAGUCGGUAUGGUAUGCUCUGGAGGGAGAAGCGGUUGCAGCGUCUCGACCAGGAGAAGGAGGAGAAGAAGAAGGAGGAAAGUGAACAGAAGGGGAACGUGUAACCAUGAGUAGCAGGAACUGAUGAUAUUGAUACAUUACUUGCUAGUCCAUUGGUAGUUUAGGAAGUUUUAAAGCUUG